This is a messenger RNA of Eleginops maclovinus (Patagonian blennie), 3031 nucleotides long. It is a transcript of the gene tmpob, whose product is annotated as thymopoietin b. The coding region runs from base 401 to 1507 and encodes 368 amino acids. The record is from RefSeq and is a predicted model, not a curated record. Gene Ontology annotation, molecular function: DNA binding. The transcript has 6 exons. NCBI's taxonomy places the organism in Eukaryota, Metazoa, Chordata, Actinopteri, Perciformes, Eleginopidae.
UGGUUGUUGUUGGGGCCCUGUUGAGACCGCGGACAGACAGAGCACAAGUAGACCGGUGUCAAGCUAAGCUAAUUCAAUCAGAUUUGCGCUUUUUUAGUUUUGAUUGUUUGCAUUUGUCCCGACUGCGGCACAUGAUCGUAUCAGAAUAAGAAAUACCAAAGCUACCUGUUCAUAUAUCAGCCAGCAGGCUAACACUUAAACCCGGUAUUUACUUUGGUAAGCCGCUUCUUUGCUAUCGAGCUAAAUUGGCGCCAGUCGGGUGUUUGACAACAGCGCGAUUCUGUCACGUUUCCCGGUGUUGUUGUUUGUAGCGGCUAAAGUGAACUGAGCUAGUUUCCGUUUAGGCGCAAACUGCAGAAUAGACGAAAGCUCCACGAUAGCUUAAAAUAAAAAGUUGAGCAUGGCUGAAUUUCUGGAAGAUCCGUCGGUCCUCACGAAGGAUAAGCUGAAGAAUGAGCUCACAGCCAACAAUGUGGCACUUCCCAGCGGAGAGCACAAGAAAGAGGUGUACGUGCAGCUGUAUCUGAAGAACCUCACCGUGCUGAACAAUAAGAAGAGUCCGCCUGUAGACACCUUCUCCAGCGAUGAAGAGUUACCCACUCCCGUGGUGUCCAACAAAAGUCGAUCUGGAAGAAAAGCUACCAAGAAGACAGAUAAGCCUCGCUCAGAGGAAGCAGAGGUGACAGAUCUCACGGAUGAAGAUUUAAAACAACAGCUGGCCAAACAUGGUGUGGAAACGGGACCCAUUGUUGCCACCACCCGUAAGCUGUAUGAGAAGAAGCUGCAGAAGAUUUUGGAGCAGCCUCCAGCUGAGCCUGAAGCUCCUACAGCGGUCACAGCUCUCCCCAAGGCCGACAGUAACCAGAACGGAAACACAAACUCUGACCAGUACAGUGACAAGGAAGAUGAGGAGAUUACUACCCCUGAACCAGAGCCCAUUCCUGUGGUGGAGAAGUCUGUGAGAAGCCGAGGGAAGGUUCCAGUCACGGCCAGAACCAGCAGCAGACGACAAGCUAAGGUGGUGGUGGAGGAACUUCUUACUGAGGAAACCCCGAAGAAGGCCAGCGAGGGUGUGGUUGAAGAUAUCCUUGCCAAUGAAAUAAACACACCAACAGGCUUGAGUGCAACCUGCAGGCGUCCGAUCCGAGGGGCAGCUGGUCGGCCAUUGCAGCCAAGUGAUUACUGGCUGGAUGAGUCCCGUGUGCAGCGCAGCGUCCACUCUGAGACCCGCUCUUUCUCCGAGUCUUUCUCCAGGGGGGGCAGCUCCGUCUCCACGAGCAAAGCGCCAGCCCAACGAGGCUUCCUGUCCAUCUUGCUCAAGCUCCUGCUCCUUGUCGUGGUGGGUGGUUCUCUCUUCUAUGCGUACCAGAACCUGGAUGCAGACAACAUCAACACCCUCAAAGGUCUCCUGGACAGCGUUAUUGUCCCCCUUCAAGGCGUUGUGAAGAACGCAGCCAGCUACCUGGGCAUCGGCAGCAGCGGUGCCCCGAAGAUCGCCGGCAAGUAAAGACGCUCAGCAGUCUCUCACACCCACACCACCUCCCUGCCGCCUGCCACACACACCACAGCCCACGCAGUAAACUUGGCUUCUCUUUACCCAUGUGUAUUUGGACAGAGGUUACAGAUUUAAUUGUAGCCAUGAACUUUCUCCUCUCUGGACUGCAGCAUCCUUCACACCACAAGAGGGACACAGUAGCUUCUGGAUAACACUGUUUUGUGGCAGUCAGAAGAGACUCGUUUAAUGUUGAUUUUAAUCUGUGAAUUGUUUGUGUCUGUGUGUAUUUAACCCCUUGUAUGUAGAAAAACCGGUGCAAAAUGGAGAGGCCAGUUUAUCCAUGCAUGGUUGUAGUUUAUGAAGGUCAUACUGUAGUUUCUAACUCUGUGCCAGGCUUUUUUCUGACUGUGAAGUGCCUGGACACGCUUAGCACGUAGUGCCCUCCCAGUUUCAAGCACAGAGCAGUGCUCCUAAACCAGAAUGUUUUUGUGUUUCCCAAUUAAUUUGAACACUUUCUCUGUAGCCAUACAGUUAGGUAGUGACUCAUUAUUUCAAUGGUGCUCAGGUCAAUUCAGCUCAUAGUUUUUAGGGGUUUUUUUUUUAUGUGGGCCGCGCUGGGUGGAGACUCGGUAAUCAGGUUGUAUCACUGUAUGAGGAAAAUCCGCCCAAGUCCAGGCUAAGGUAUAUUUGAAGAAAAAAAAAACCAACUGCUGAUCACAGCUGUUAUCAUUGUAAAUGGGGCUCUCUUUAACCAUGAAAACAAGUAUUUUCUGUUCACUUCCUUAUCAUGAUUAUUUACUUUUAUCACAAUAUUCUCAUCAAGUUCUUAAUGAAACGUUUGGUUAUUGAUCAUGUACCGCUUAUUUGACAUUUCCUCCUUAGGGAAACUGAAGUUGCUGUGUUCAAUUUUUUUGAUUUGUGAUUUUCCAGCCCUGCCAGUGUGCUGAUUUGAGUUUACAUGCUUUGGGUUUUAGUGCUUUUGUGGUGCUUUCUUUGUUUUGUUUCUAGAUUUCUGAUCCUUCAGUCCUUGGUGCAGGAUUGGCUGUUUAUAGAGCACCCACAUAGCCCCCCUCAAUCACUGCAUGUAUCUGCAGAGGCGACACAUGGAGAAUGUGACUCCUUUUUGGGACAGUAAAUCAAUGUAUCCUCUUCAGACCUCUUUGACGACUUCUGCCUGAGCAAAUACCCACGAUGAAGAGACUGUUUGUUACCUGCAGGGAGGGAGGAUGCGUUCACAUGAAGUGAUGAUGGGCGUGGAAAGAUUUCUGAGGCAUCUUUGUUUCUAUUUUGAUAUUUUUCUAAAAUGGAGUGUUGAAUUUUUUAUAGCACAUUUUAAGGUAACAUUUGAAAGCAAUAUGUAAAACAUGAAAGUGAUACUGUAUUUUAAUUUUGCUGACUUAACGCGAGUGAUUAAUUAUCAGGCAGCUCCCACAAAGGACAGAAACAACUAGGGUUAUGUGGUUAAGGAUUUUUAAUCUGUUUAUUUAUGAUGAUUAUGAAGCAUUUUAUCAUAAAAUAAACGUGGCUGUUACCAGA